Mytilus trossulus (common blue mussel) is the source of this 916-nucleotide messenger RNA. Its product is annotated as calmodulin-A-like. Lineage: Eukaryota; Metazoa; Mollusca; Bivalvia; Mytilida; Mytilidae. Gene Ontology annotation, molecular function: calcium ion binding. The record is from RefSeq and is a predicted model, not a curated record. Gene Ontology annotation, cellular component: myosin II complex. The transcript has 6 exons. Bases 211 to 732 code for a protein of 173 amino acids.
AACCAUCAAACACCACACAGAAUACUAGAGAUGAAUUCAGCAUAAACUGGGGAUUAAUACCGGGGCACAUGUGAGUAACGGUGAACGCUGAUGAUAUUCAGAGAAGGUCGACGAAUCGUGUGUAAAUUAUAAGACAUAAUUUAUCAUCGACCGUUCUAAAGACUAAGAGCAUAAUUUGGGACGUUAAAACUGCAAACACAAUCAUCGAAAAUGGCAAUGACUGAGGAUCAGUUAAAGGAAUUAGAAGAGACUUUCUUAAUUUUUGACAAAACUGGUGACCAGAAACUUGAUGUUGAAGAAGCAGGAAGAAUGUGGAGAUCAACAGGAUUAAAUCCGACCAAAUCGGAAAUACAAGAGAUGUUCGACGAAAUUGACCAGGAUGGUCGUGGAACGAUAGACUGCGAAGAAUUUAUAAAAUGGAUGGAAAAAAAUGGAAACAGGAAUUUUGUUGAUAACUUGGAGGAAGAAAUGAGAGAAGCAUUCAGAGUAUUUGAUAAAAAUGGUGACGGUUUUCUAGAUAAGAAAGAAUUCAAACGUAUCAUGACUGAACUUGGAGACGAACCCUUGACCUCUGAAGAAUUAGAAAAUCUGAUGGGAAAAUACGACGAAGAUGGGGACGAAAAAAUAAGCUAUGAAGAAUUCAUACCAGGUUUUGUGAAAAUGGCGCGAAACAGAGAUGCAUUUGAAGAACAAGAAGAUGACGAACAAACAAACAAUGAAAAUGAAUAUUAAACAACACAAUGACGAACAAACAAACAAUGGAAAUUAAUACUAAACAGCAUAAUUCAUUACGAACAAACACAAUGAAAAUGAAUACUAAACGGCACUAUUCAUUAUAGACUGACUUGUUAACAUUUGUACAUUUUAUCCUUUUUUGUGCAAUAUAUUCUCAUAAAGCUUUUCUAUUAUCAAUUUA